AGUGAAUCAUUCCAGUUGCAAAGCUGAGAUUGCCAGGGGUCCUUACUACUUGACCUACGGAUUUCCUACUUUGAAAUUAAUAGAAGUCUUCUCUACACACUGCUGAGAUGUCUGUAUCUAAUCUGUCUUGGUUGAAGAAAAAGUCCCAGUCUGUGGAAAUCACUGCUCCUGGCUUCAAUCCUUUGGCUGGCGCAGGAAAGCAGACACAAGCCAGUAAGCCCCCUGCACCCAAGACCCCCAUCAUUGAAGAAGAGCAGAACAACACAGCCAAUCCCCAGAAGCACCCAUCCCGGAGGAGCGAGCUGAAGAGGUUCUACACCAUUGACACUGGCCAAAAGAAGACCCUAGACAAGAAAGAUGGGAGACGAAUGUCUUUUCAGAAGCCUAAAGGGACAGUUGAGUACACUGUUGAAUCAAGGGAUUCAUUGAAUAGCAUAGCCCUGAAAUUUGAUACAACACCCAACGAACUUGUUCAAUUAAAUAAAUUAUUCUCCCGAGCAGUUGUUACAGGACAGGUUUUAUAUGUUCCUGAUCCUGAAUAUGUCUCCAGUGUUGAGAGCUCUCCAUCUCUAAGCCCCAUAAGUCCGCUGUCACCAACGUCAUCUGAGGCUGAAAUUGAUAAGACCAGCAAUCCUGACGUAGCCCACCCAAAAGAAGCAACUUCUGCAUCUGCCUUUACUGGUAUCCGACCAGCACGGGUUGUGUCUUCCACUUCUGAAGAAGAAGAAGCAUUUACUGAGAAAUUUCUGAAAAUUAAUUGCAAAUAUAUAACAAGUGGCAAGGGUACAGUCAGUGGUGUGCUGCUAGUUACACCCAAUAAUAUAAUGUUUGAUCCACAUAAAACUGACCCUUUGGUUCAAGAGAAUGGCUGUGAGGAAUAUGGCAUCAUGUGUCCAAUGGAAGAGGUGAUGUCAGCCGCAAUGUACAAAGAAAUUUUGGAUAGCAAAUUAAAGGAAUCCUUACCCAUAGAAAUAGAUCCACCAUCAGGAAGGGACUUCUGCCAUUCAAAGAAAGUGAAAGGGGGCGAUACUGAGGAGGGAGAAUCCCGACUCCGCGAUGCCGGGAACGAUAGUGCCAGCACGGCUCCUCGGAGCACUGAGGAGUCACUUUCUGAAGAUGUGUUCACGGAAUCGGAACUGUCUCCCAUACGGGAGGAGCUCCUCUCUUCAGAUGAUCUGCGAAAAGAUAAGUCCUCUGGUGCGUCCUCAGAAUCCAUGCAAACUGUCAUUCAGGCUGAGGUGGGCUGUGCAUCAGGCAAGUCAGAGUCCACUAGUGCUCCUGGUAACUUACCACCUCAUCCUGCACGUUCCGCAAACGAAGCUGGCAUUUCAUCUCAUGAAACUGAUUCAACUAAUCGUGCAGUGGCCACUAAAGAUCUAGCUCCAGACAACUUUGAAAAAACAUCAGGCUCACAAGAGCAAAGCACAGACAAGAAAGGCACCACAAAUCAGGAUUUUUCUCAUGAUGAGAAUUCAUUACACCAAGAAGAUGAAAAAGAAAAUACGCCUUGCCGGGAACCAGCAGAAUUUAAGCAAAGACAGACUGUUAACAAAGGCAAACAGGGAAAGGAGCAAAGUCAGGACUCAGAGACAGAAGUAGAAGAGCUACGCAAACUCUGGAAAACUCAUACUAUGCAGCAAACUAAACAGCAAAGGGAAAACAUUCAACAUGUGUCACAAAAAGAAGCUACGCAUAAAGUUGCAUCUCCUGAUGGACAUGUGGAGGGUUCUGCACUUUUAAAAGAAAAGAGAAGGCAUCGGUUAUAUAAAUUCUUAUGUCUCAGAGUUGGUAAACCGAUGAGGAAGACAUUUGUAUCACAAGCCAGUGCUACAAUGCAGCAGUAUGCACAAAGAGAUAAGAAACAUGAGUAUUGGUUUGCUGUGCCACAAGAAAGGACAGACCACUUGUAUGCCUUCUUCAUUCAGUGGAGUCCAGAAAUAUAUGCAGAAGACACCGGUGAAUACACCCGGGAGCCUGGGUUCAUAGUAGUGAAAAAGAUUGAGGAGCCUGAGACAAACGAGGAUCCCACCAGUGAGGCAGCAGCCAGAGAAUGGGAGGUAGUGUCAGUGGCUGAGUAUCACCGCAGGAUCGAUGCUUUAAAUACUGAAGAACUGCGCACACUCUGCAGACGCCUCCAGAUUACUACAAGGGAAGACUCAAAGCAGGUUGCUCCAGUGAAAGCAGAACUGGAGUCUGAAUCUUUCCGGCCAAACCUAAGUGAUCCCAGUGAACUUCUACUGCCAGAUCAAAUUGAAAAGCUUACCAAGCAUCUUCCACCAAGAACCAUUGGGUAUCCAUGGACUCUGGUUUAUGGCACUGGGAAGCAUGGUACCAGCCUGAAGACACUUUAUCGAACAAUGACAGGUUUAGACACCCCAGUGCUGAUGGUGAUUAAAGAUAGUGAUGGACAGGUUUUUGGCGCAUUAGCAUCUGAGCCUUUUAAAGUGAGUGAUGGCUUUUAUGGUACAGGAGAAACUUUUGUUUUUACAUUCUGUCCAGAGUUUGAGGUCUUUAAAUGGACAGGAGAUAAUAUGUUUUUUAUCAAAGGAGACAUGGAUUCAUUAGCUUUUGGUGGUGGAGGAGGAGAAUUUGCUCUUUGGCUUGAUGGAGAUCUCUACCAUGGAAGAAGCCAUUCUUGUAAAACCUUUGGGAAUCAUACGCUUUCGAAGAAGGAAGAUUUCUUUAUCCAGGACAUUGAGAUCUGGGCUUUUGAAUAAAUGCAGUGUUGUCUGUCUUAGCAGGAUAAAGGCCCAAACCUGACAUGGACAAGCAUUGUUUGGAAAGUUCAAGAAGCAAUACAAUGUAACAUGUCACUUGUGCUUUAAAAUUAAUCUGCAUCACCUUUUUUUUACUGCUCUCCUUUUGGUGUUAUUUUCAAAUCAUGUUCUUGUUCCAGAAUUCUUUAAGUUUAGGCCAUGGCCUGGGUCUAUGUAGUGUGCUAGCUUGGGCUUUCUAGGAAAUUUGGUAGUAUUUUGAUCGUAGGUACCACCAACUCAUUGCCAGUUCACAUUAUCUUGAUCUCCUGAUAGGAUGGUGCUCUUUUGUUGAAGUUGUUUUGGUUUAUUGUUUUUGUUUUUAAAAUGUAUUGGUUAUUUUGCUAGAGCAGUCUGGUGGUUUGAGGACAUGAAAUGUAGAGACAUAUGUGUCUGUGCAGUUGGUAAAGGCAGCUUUUGGACGUGCUCAUCUCCUGAAGGAAAAGUCACAUGCCAAAAUAAUAUUUACUGCAUUAGAGUACAGAAUACUAGCUUUGAUUUGCACUACCACACUAUCUUUAUUAAUUGUGCAGGUAUUCUCAGUAUCAUUUUAUUAAAAAUGAGAUUUGAGGAGAAUAAAUCACAGUGUGCAAGAUCUGCAGGUUUGGGCAAGUGCUUUUGUCACUGAAUUAUCUGAUAAGGAGCUAUAAAAUGCGAAGGAGAAUGAGAACUUAAUGAUUCUAUUGGUUUUAACAUAUUAAGAAAAUAUUCACAUAUUUGCAGCUUAGUAUAGGGCAUUAUCAUAAAUGCAAAAACUAUGAAAUAGAUGCAUAUUUCUUGAACAUGCUGUAUCAGGUAUACUAUUUUAUAGUUUUGUUGUUUUAGCUUUGUUGCACAUGAGAUCCCCAAAUUUAAGUCAUUCCUGUUCAAAAGGGAAAAAAAAAUCUUGUGAUUUUUUUUUUGAGUGGUAUGUUAUUAAUUACCAUUAGCUUUUGCUCUUAUUAAAAGGGCAGUGGACAUAGCCGACGAUAUUAUAACUUAGUAGACUUGUUGAAUAUGCAAACUUACUGUCAAGUGACCUCAAAAAAAUGAAAAGGUAGAAUACAUUAGUAGUUCUUAUCCUCUUUUGUCGGAAACCAGUAAAUAAGCCGUUGUGGCAAUAACUCUUCAGUCAAAUUUCAAAGCUUCAUGUUAUGCAAAAAGGAAAAAAAAGCAAAUCCUGCUGUUAUCCAUGUUGACAGUGACUCUGUGCUGAAGUUUCAGCUAUUCAGAUAAGCAUUGUAUAUGUUGUAAAUUAAUGUGUAAAAGUAGUUUUGUUCUUAUAGAAAGUGUUCAUUGCCAGAUUGCUUAUAGCACUUUAAAUUAUUCUAAAAACAAUAUUAAUAAGCCAAAUAUGUUGGCUUAGGUAGACUUAGUUGUAUAGCAUUCAGAUACAUUUAGGUCUUUUGAAAAUUUAAAUGUCUAAAAAACAUAAUACUAGUAGAAAAAGAACAUGUAAUAUUCUGUUCUAAUAUGCUACUGCAGAACAUGAAUGGAAAUAACAGGGCAUCCUUUUCUUGUCUAUGUAAAGCUCCCACGUUACAAGUUAGUAACAGUAUAUAGAUUAAAUGUUUACAACAUAGGGAAUUGUAAAUAAAUUUAUCAGUUAUUUUCUC
Messenger RNA from Ochotona princeps (American pika), 4348 nucleotides. RefSeq names its product oxidation resistance 1 (gene OXR1). The transcript is spliced from 16 exons. Gene Ontology annotation, cellular component: nucleus. Gene Ontology annotation, biological process: response to oxidative stress. Lineage: Eukaryota; Metazoa; Chordata; Mammalia; Lagomorpha; Ochotonidae. The record is from RefSeq and is a predicted model, not a curated record. Bases 108 to 2717 code for a protein of 869 amino acids.